AUGUUCAGACAAAAGAAAGCUGAUGAGCCGUGCUACAACGACGAUGAGCGGCAAAGGCAGUUGGCGCUGCUGCCACGCGAUGCGGACACAUUUUGGCGCAACGAUCGCGAAACCUCCACCUGCAAGCUGAGCGGACAUGCGCAGAUGAAAAAGUCAAUGCACAAAGGCAUGAGCUUCACGCAUCGCGAGCGGCAGCUGCAUUACAUACACGGCCUGAUGCCUGUGGCGGUGCGCAGCAUGGAGCAGCAGGUGAAGGCGUGUGGCGAGUACUUCAGCAGCAUGAGCAAUCUGUUUCAGAAACUGGUGUAUCUGUCCGGCAUGGAGGCGAGCAAUCGCAAGUUGUUCUAUGCGCUGCUCAUAGACGAUCCAAAGCGCUACAUGCCGCUGCUGAGUGCGUCCAGCUCGGAGCAUAUGGUGCAGCACUAUAGCAACUUGUGUCUAACAGUGCGUGGCAUGUUUGUGAACAUAAAGGACAAAGGACAUAUCUAUGAGCUGCUCAAAAACUAUCCGCAGCGUUUGUCUGUGCGCUGCCUGAUGGUGACCAAUGGCGCCAGUGUGCUGAGCAUAGGAGAUUAUGGCGCCAAUGCUAUGGCGGGUGUAGUCUACGAAAUGCACAGCCAUGUGGUGAACGGUGGCAUGUCGCCGGAGCAGUGUCUGCCCAUUUGCUUGGAUGUGGGCACCAACAAUGCAGCGUUGCUGCAGGACGAUCUAUAUGUGGGACUCAAAGAGCCGCGCGUGGUUGGUCCAGCAUUCGAAGCGUUCUUCGAGGAGUUUACGCUCGCAGUGAUGCGCAUCUUUGGCCCACGCACGCUCAUACACUGCCAGAACUUUGAGUCCAGCCGGGCGGUGCGACGACUCGAAAUGUAUCGCAAGCGUCAGUGCUAUGUGGACGUGAACAUGCAAUGCCGCGCCGCAUGCGCGCUGGCAGCUGUGCUGGUGGUUAAUCAGCUCAACAAUGCGCCGUUUCGCAGCAACAUGCUGCUCUUCUAUGGCGCCGACUGCAUCAACGUGGGCAUGGCCAGACUGUGUUUGGCUUAUCUGAUGCGCGACGGGCUGAACGAGCUGGCGGCGCGCAAGCGCAUUUGGUUCUGCGAUGCGCACGGACUGAUUGUGCACAAUCGUUGCAAGCAGCGCGUGCCGGAGCAGCUGGAGGAGUUCAAGCAGUGGCAUGCGCCCAUUGAUAGUCUGGUCGAGGCGAUUGCAGCGCUGCAGCCGAAUGUUUUGAUAGGCGGCAGCUCUGAGCCGCUGGCUUUCGACAAGGCAGUGCUCAAUGCCAUGGAGCAAAGCGCGCAGCUGCCCAUUAUAUUUGCUCUAAGUCAACCCAUGUCGCGUGCCGAGUGCACUGGGGAUCAGGCGUUUGUGCAUACCAAGGGACGCUGCUACUUCAUCACCGGCUCUGAAGCGCCGCCUGUCAAAUAUGCCAACAAAAUCUAUCAGCCUGGCUUCUGCAGCACGGACUAUAUGCUGCCUGGGAUUACGCAGGGCGUCACUUUGAGCGGCAUGACGCAUGUGCCAGACGAAACCUUUUGCGUUGUCGCCGACUGCCUCUCGCACUUGGUCUGGCCCAAUGAUCUAGCGCGUCGCUAUGUGUAUCCGCCCAUGCGCAAGCUGCGCUGCGUCAAUCUGCGCAUUGCCGAGGCCGUCUUCAUGUACGCCUAUCGCCGUCAGCUGGCCACGCUCUGGCCACGCCCAGACAACCCACGCACUUAUAUCGCCAGCAAGCUCUACAAGCGCGAGUACAGUCCGGAGCUGCAGCGCACCUACUGCAUGUCCUCGCACCUCAUUGGCACUGCCGAGUCGGCAGCUUUUUAUAAAGAAAAUGCAUAA
Messenger RNA from Drosophila busckii, 1827 nucleotides. Its product is annotated as NADP-dependent malic enzyme. Lineage: Eukaryota; Metazoa; Arthropoda; Insecta; Diptera; Drosophilidae. Gene Ontology annotation, biological process: pyruvate metabolic process; malate metabolic process. The record is from RefSeq and is a predicted model, not a curated record. Bases 1 to 1827 code for a protein of 608 amino acids. Gene Ontology annotation, cellular component: mitochondrion. Gene Ontology annotation, molecular function: malate dehydrogenase (decarboxylating) (NADP+) activity; malate dehydrogenase (decarboxylating) (NAD+) activity; NAD binding. The transcript has a single exon.